GAUACCCCUGUCGAUGCAAAAGGAGUCGGGCGAAAGAUCCUCGGCCAGGUCUACGAGACCUACAAAACCGAGCUUGCCGGCAAAAGAUUCGCAUACGAUGGUGAGAAAAGCUUGUUCAGUGUGGGUCCUCUGCCUCACAACAAGCUCGAAUUUACUGUGGUCAUGUCCGAAGUGGGUACUGGGAAUCGUAGUCCGGAAGCUGAUGGUAGCCUAAGUGAAAGUGAUCAUAAGAGAUCAAGAAGGCGGCCUCAUACCAAAACAUACAAAGUGGCCAUUAACUUUGAUGCCAAAAUCCCAAUGUCUGCAAUAGCAAACGCUCUUAGUGGCCAUGAGACCAAACAUUUUUAAGAGACUGUGAGAGUUCUUGAUAUUAUGUUGAGGCAGAAUGCUGCACAAAAGUUAGAGUAGCCCUUUUAUAUAUUUUUUUAUUACUACUCAUUUUUUCAGUGUUGAGUACCUACUUUGUAGAAAGGAAGAAAAUGUGCAAGUUCUUAAUGAUACAUGUUUAAUAGUACCAGUUUUACCAAUAAUAGUAUCA
Striga asiatica is the source of this 538-nucleotide messenger RNA. The record is from the annotation of a GenBank genome assembly. NCBI's taxonomy places the organism in Eukaryota, Viridiplantae, Streptophyta, Magnoliopsida, Lamiales, Orobanchaceae.